Molecule: messenger RNA, 3236 nt
Organism: Myotis myotis
Lineage: Eukaryota; Metazoa; Chordata; Mammalia; Chiroptera; Vespertilionidae
Gene: FGFR4
Product: fibroblast growth factor receptor 4
Exons: 18
Coding region: 258-2672 (804 amino acids)
Biological process (GO): positive regulation of kinase activity; protein phosphorylation; regulation of bile acid biosynthetic process
Cellular component (GO): membrane; signaling receptor complex
Molecular function (GO): ATP binding; fibroblast growth factor binding; fibroblast growth factor receptor activity
Source: RefSeq, a predicted model, not a curated record
UUCUGCGCCACUCGCAGCCACGCGGCUGUCAGGACAGCAGGUCCAGGAGGGGCCGGGCCCGAGGUGGGCGGGGCGCUGGGCCGCCCGGCUCCACGCGGCUUUGGCGAGCGCAUUCCCAGCUCUCCGGCCCCAGGCGGAGGAGCGCCCUGGCUGAGUCCUCGGUCCCCGCUGGGCUAGGGGAUCGGCCUGGCAGGAGCUAGGACCAGGGACACAGAAGACCCAGGAAGGCCAUCAGUGGAAAGCCCAGCCUGGGCCCCAUGAGCAACAGGAAGAAGAUGCAGUUGCUGCUGGUCCUGUUGGGGGUCCUCCUGGGAGCACCCUGGGCUCCAGCUUUGUCCUUUGAGACCUCUGAGGAAAUGGAGCUGGAGCCCUGCCUGGCCCCCAGCCCGGAGCAGCCAGAACAGGAGCUGACGGUGGUCCUUGGGCAGCCUGUGCAGUUAUGCUGUGGGAAGGCUGAGCGUGGUGGCCACUGGUACAAAGAGGGCAGUCGCCUGGCACCUGCUGGCCGGGUACGAGGCUGGAGGGGCCGCUUGGAGAUCGCCAGCUUCCUACCCGAGGAUGUUGGGCACUACCUCUGCCUGGCACGAGGCUCCCUGUUCGUCCUGCACAAUGUCACGUUGGUUAUGGAUGACUCCUUGACCUCCAACAAUGGUGAUGAGGAACACAAUGGCCCUUCAAAUAGGCAUGUUUACCCAGAGCAUGCACCCUACUGGACACACCCCCAGCGCAUGGAGAAGAAACUGCAUGCAGUGCCUGCUGGGAACACCGUCAAGUUCCGCUGUCCAGCGGCAGGAAACCCCACGCCCACGAUCCGCUGGCUCAAAGAUGGGCAGGACUUUCACGGGGAGCAUCGCAUUGGAGGCGUUCGGCUGCGCCAUCAGCACUGGAGCCUGGUGAUGGAAAGCGUGGUGCCCUCAGAUCGUGGCACAUACACCUGCCUUGUGGAGAAUCCGGUGGGCAGCAUCCGCUACAGUUAUCUGCUGGACGUGCUGGAGCGGUCCCCGCACCGGCCCAUCCUGCAGGCAGGGCUCCCGGCCAAUACCACAGCGGUAGUGGGCAGUGACGUGGAGCUGCUAUGCAAGGUGUACAGUGACGCCCAGCCUCACAUCCAGUGGCUGAAGCACAUUGUCAUCAACGGCAGCAACUUCGGUGCCGACGGCUUCCCUUAUGUGCAAGUCUUGAAGACAACAGACAUCAAUAGCUCAGAGGUAGAGGUCCUAUACCUUCGUAACGUGUCGGCCGAGGACGCAGGCGAGUACACCUGUCUGGCAGGCAACUCCAUUGGCCUCUCCUACCAGUCGGCCUGGCUCACUGUGCUGCCAGAGGAGGACCUCACAUGGACAGCAACAGCGCCCGAUGCUAGGUACACAGACAUCAUCCUGUACGCGGCGGGCUCUCUGGUGUUAGUGGUGCUCCUGCUGCUGGCCGGCCUGUAUCGCCGACAGGUGCUGCACGGUCGGCACUCCCGGCAGCCCGCCAUGGUGCAGAAGCUGUCCCGCUUCCCUCUGGCCCGACAGUUCUCCCUGGAGUCAGGCUCCUCAGCCAAGUCAAGCUCGUCCCUGGUGCGGGGCGUCCGUCUUUCCUCCAGCGGCCCCCCCUUGCUUGCUGGCCUCGUGAGUCUAGACCUCCCUCUGGACCCGCAGUGGGAGUUCCCCCGGGACAGGCUGGUGCUUGGGAAGCCCCUGGGCGAGGGCUGCUUUGGGCAGGUGGUGCGUGCAGAGGCCUUAGGCAUGGACCCGGCCCAGCCUGACCAAGCCAGCACCGUGGCUGUCAAGAUGCUCAAGGACAACGCCUCUGACAAGGACUUGGCAGAUCUGGUCUCUGAGAUGGAAGUGAUGAAGCUGAUCGGUCAACACAAAAAUAUUAUUAACCUGCUGGGUGUCUGCACCCAAGAAGGCCCCCUGUACGUGAUUGUGGAGUGUGCUGCCAAGGGAAACCUGCGGGAGUUCCUGCGGGCCCGGCGCCCCCCGGGCCCCGACCUCAGCCCCGAUGGGCCUCGGAGCAGUGAGGGGCCGCUCUCCUUCCCUGCCCUGGUCUCCUGCGCCUACCAGGUGGCCCGAGGCAUGCAGUACCUGGAGUCUCGAAAGUGCAUCCACCGAGACCUGGCUGCCCGUAACGUGCUGGUGACAGAGGACAAUGUGAUGAAGAUCGCUGACUUUGGACUGGCCAGAGGCGUCCACCACAUUGACUACUACAAGAAAACCAGCAACGGCCGCCUGCCUGUCAAGUGGAUGGCACCAGAGGCCUUGUUUGACCGAGUCUACACACACCAGAGUGAUGUGUGGUCAUUCGGGAUCCUGCUGUGGGAGAUCUUCACCCUUGGGGGCUCCCCAUACCCUGGCAUCCCCGUGGAGGAACUGUUCUCACUGCUGCGGGAGGGGCAUCGGAUGGACCGGCCCCCGAACUGCCCUCCAGAGCUGUAUGGGCUGAUGCGUGAGUGCUGGCAUGCGGCGCCCUCUCAGAGGCCCACUUUCAAGCAGCUGGUGGAGGCACUGGACAAGGUCCUGCUGGCCAUCUCUGAGGAGUACCUGGACCUCCGCCUGACCUUUGGACCCUACUCCCCAGCCGGUGGGGACGCCAGCAGCACCUGCUCCUCCAGUGACUCUGUCUUCAGCCAUGACCCCCUGCCCCUGGGGCCCAGUUCCUUCCCCUGUCCUGGGGUGCAGACUUGAGCAGGAGCAGGAGGUUGUACAGGCAGGACAUCCAGCAGCCUUGGGCCUCCUGGCUCUGUUGCAGCCUGGUGGUGCUUGAUCUUGGCAGCCCCAGUCCAACUUUAGGGUCCUGUCCAAGGUCUCUGGUUUUGCUUUGGGGAGGUCUGUCCUUGGUCCUGGGGUCCCUAGUUGAGGCUUCUGGCUCUGGUUUUGGGUUCCCAACUCAGAAUUCAACCCUAGUCUCAAGGUCCAGUCCUUGCCCUGGGAGUCAUGGCCCGAGCAUUCUAAUAGCCUGAAUAUAGGGCUCUGCUUGGCAUCUGGGCCUUGACACUUGAUCCUGAUUUCAGGAGUUUGGCUGAACCUGGCUACAGAGCCUAGAACCUCCCUACUUCCCUACACCAAGAGAGAUCUUGGGCCUCUGAACCCCCUUUCCUCAGGUUGCCCCCCACUCCCCCUUUGCUGCUUGUCCCAGCAUCUUGGUGGAAGGAGCUUGGCCCCUGUGCUCCUAGCUGACGCUGGAAGCCUGCCGAAAACACAGAAGCAAGUGGCCUUUUAUAAAUUAUUAUUUUGAAAUAAAUCUCAUUG